UCCCUGACACAGUGUCGUGUAGACUUUGUUCUGCUCGGUACAGUCGUUUGACAGCUGAAAUCAGGAACAAACUGCAGAUACACCGAGGACAGCACACAGGGUUAUCACAGAAGUCCACCUGGACAUGGAUCACCUGUUGGUGCUGGUACUGCUGUGCAGCUCUGGACUCCAGGCUGAAGGAGAACUAACCUCAACAGAGUCUGUCAGGUUGGUGGGAGGAGACAAUUGCUGUGCAGGAACACUGGAGGUGAAACAUCAGGGAGAAUGGAGAGCAGUGGAGGGUCACAGUGCCUGGACCCUGAAGACAGUAGAUUUUGUUUGCAGAAAGUUGGCCUGUGGCUCUGCUGUUUCCGUAGGAGAGAGCGAAGAGCCCUCGUGUAGACCUAUGUGGAGGAUCCCAUAUGAAUGUGUUCCGAAUGCAUCUGAUUUGAGGAAGUGUGCAUCAUCAAUUUCCCACUCCACCCUCCUGACUCUCAACUGCCCCUGGUAAGCCCAUCAGUGACAUAAUCUAUGACAUCAUCUAUGACAGUAAUGUUCCCAGGUAGAUACACACAUGCAGCAGCUAGAAUGGCAGCAGACUCCAGCAGCCAUGACGGAGUCUGAUGAGCUGCUGGGUCAGUAAAUCAGCUGCUGAAUGCACCAAGAUAUAUAUCUGCAGAUAUGAAAGAUACAUGUCUGCUGCUUCAGGAGUCCCCUGGGCCGACCAGCAACCAGCCUGAAAUGACUCCUUCCAAUGCAGUGAGGAAUGAACAGAGAUGUAUUUUAGGGAAACAAAACAACCAUUACACAAAUGCAUGGCCUAACAAAGAGGGG
Sander lucioperca (pikeperch) is the source of this 813-nucleotide messenger RNA. RefSeq names its product CD5 antigen-like. The record is from RefSeq and is a predicted model, not a curated record. Gene Ontology annotation, cellular component: membrane. The transcript has 4 exons. The coding region runs from base 125 to 490 and encodes 121 amino acids. NCBI's taxonomy places the organism in Eukaryota, Metazoa, Chordata, Actinopteri, Perciformes, Percidae.